UCAUUCUCUGCUCAAUCCACCUUGUUCCCUCUCCCAAUAACGCGAUUUCCACGGCUCUCAAGAAUGCCGGCGAUACGAAAGGUCUCUGCACGCUUAUCAUCUCUUGCGAGCCCCUAUAAUGUCGGUGUCACGCUCUUCAAACUCGAAGAAGACGAAGUCAAGAUGGAUGUGGAUUUGGGAGCGUUGCCGAGCACUCCACAACGGGAAAAACGCGCGGCGCGAACAGCCAAGAAGGAGGAGGACGCGGGAAAUGACUUGAGCACGCUUCUGACAAUAGACGACGACGAUUUCAAACCGUUACUGUCCACACCUCCGCGAAAGCGCGCUCGAACCUCAUCUUCUCCCUCCAAAUCUCCCCGCGCUAAGCAGAGAGUGUCUCCUGGCAGCAAACCAGCCGCGAAACGGAAGGCAUCUGGAUACAAACGGCCACUCGCAACCUCAGACCCAACUCCAGCGCGUUGGCGUGAGGUUUUCGAUGCACUUCGUGAAAUGAGGAAGCAUGGCGGGGCGCCAGUGGACACCAUGGGCUGUCAUAUGGCGCAAAGGCACGAGACAGACCCGAGAAAUAAACGAUUCACCACUUUGGUCUCUCUGAUCCUCUCUGCACAAACGAAUGACAAGGCCGUCGACACCGCUGUCAUCAACCUCCGCCAAGCCAUUGGAGGGACGUUGUCUGUUGAAGCAUUGCUCGCGGCGGAUUCAGGGCUCAUCAAAGACACCAUUAGAUCUAUUGGUAUGAGCGAGAAGAAAACCAACUACCUCAAAACAACCGCCCAACAGCUUUGCGACGAUUUCAACGGGGAUGUGCCGCAGUCAAUUGAAGGAAUGCUGUCUCUACAUGGCGUUGGGCCCAAGAUUGGAUUCCUUGCACUUCACAACACAUGGGAUAUCAAUGCUGGAAUAGGUGUAGACACGCAUGUCGCCAGGAUAACCCGUCUCUUAGGGUGGCACAAUAAAGAGAAGGAAGAGGAUGCACGGAUCAGUCUCGAAUCAUGGCUGCCAAAAGAACACUGGCGCGAAAUCAACCCGCUUCUCGUCGGUUUCGGUCAGACAAUCUGCGAAGCUAAGCACCCCCGCUGUGAAGUUUGUUCGUUGUCUUCGGGGUUAUGUCCCAGUGCCAGAAUCGGCAAAACUCCAAUGGCGGGGAAGGGAAAGAGAGCUACCAAGGGCGGAAAACCCAAGAGGCGGACUCCUACAGAUGACUCUGAUUUAGAUUGGUGA
This is a messenger RNA of Mycena indigotica, 1221 nucleotides long. RefSeq names its product ENDO3c domain-containing protein. Gene Ontology annotation, cellular component: nucleus. The transcript has 6 exons. Gene Ontology annotation, biological process: base-excision repair; base-excision repair, AP site formation; nucleotide-excision repair. The coding region runs from base 64 to 1221 and encodes 385 amino acids. The record is from RefSeq and is a predicted model, not a curated record. Lineage: Eukaryota; Fungi; Basidiomycota; Agaricomycetes; Agaricales; Mycenaceae. Gene Ontology annotation, molecular function: oxidized pyrimidine nucleobase lesion DNA N-glycosylase activity; DNA-(apurinic or apyrimidinic site) endonuclease activity.